UUGCACAACUUCUUCCACACCAACUUCUUCUAAGAUCCACUUCUUUAACAUCCACUUCUGCAUUGGCAUAUAAAUUCUACUUUACCACAAAUCAUGUUCCAUAUUUUAUGAUUAAUGCAUUUAAAUCCCAAGACGAGACAAAAGAUGCACUUGAUUUCGUAGUAGCAAUUUUAGGAUUGGUUGAAUAUAAUGAUACAAUAGGAAUUAAGGAUAGUAAAAGUUUAUAUAGUUUUGUCGGAAAAGAUACAUUAUGGAGUAAUAUUAGAAAAACUGCCGAUGAAGCUAAUGGACUAAAAGGAAUUGAAACUACUUUAAUCGCUCAUGAUCAACCAGAAAGUAAUUUAAAUGUUACGAUUUCUGCUUAUGCUACUGGAAACACAACAACAAUAAACAAAAAUGGAAUCACGCUUAAACCAUCUCAAAUUAAAUAUUCUCUCGAGUUUAAUAACUUUCCUUACAUUUAUCAAAAUUCUAAAAUUUCUAUAAUAAAAAUGAUAUUAUCUAAAUCAUUAUUUACUUACAAUAACUCAACAGCUUUCACAUCUGAUUCUGGAAAAUUUGAAUGGAAUUCAACAAUUUUAGCUGAUUCUAAUAAAGUGGAUGUUCAAGUCGAUCAAAAAAUAAUAUUUCAAGCGAACCACACAUUCGAAAAUGUCAACGUCGAUAACACAACAGCACAAGCCGAAGUGACUUUAAAAUUAUUAGCAUUCAAUGUUCAGGCUUUGCAACCUAAAAAUGUUUUGUGGGAUCCAACAUUUGAUGUUAAUGAUUCCAGCGACAAUUCAACCAAUACAAGUAAAAGUAGUGGAAAUCGAUUAUUUGGAGAUGCUUAUUUUAUUGGAAAAGUGGGCUGGAUCUUAACUAUUAUAUUAACAAGCGGAUUUUUAUUUAUUUAG
Dentiscutata heterogama is the source of this 896-nucleotide messenger RNA. The record is from the annotation of a GenBank genome assembly. Lineage: Eukaryota; Fungi; Glomeromycota; Glomeromycetes; Diversisporales; Gigasporaceae.